Messenger RNA from Rana temporaria (common frog), 747 nucleotides. Its product is annotated as submandibular gland secretory Glx-rich protein CB-like. The transcript is spliced from 2 exons. The coding region runs from base 1 to 747 and encodes 248 amino acids. The record is from RefSeq and is a predicted model, not a curated record. NCBI's taxonomy places the organism in Eukaryota, Metazoa, Chordata, Amphibia, Anura, Ranidae.
AUGAAGCCAAACCUAGAAAUCGGAAGUUUGGUCCCCAAACCAAAAUUCCCCAAAAAGAGCGCGGGCAAUUGGACUAUCUUGGUGCAGGUUGAAAAGAUGAAUUCAAGUACUACCAAAGACCACAACCAAAAGCUACCAUCACAGACAACCAAAGAUCUCAGUCCCAAACCACCAAAGAACCAUCACAGACAACCACAGUCACAGACCACCAAAGACCACCAAAGACCACCGUCACAGACCACAAAAGACCACGGUCACAGACAACCAAAGACCACCAUCAAGGACAACCGAAGACCACCAUCACAGACAACCAAAGGCCACCAUCACAGACAACCAAAGGCCACCAUCACAGACAACCAAAGACCACCAUCACAGACAACCAAAGGCCACCAUCACAGACAACCAAAGGCCACCAUCACAGACAACCAAAGGCCACCAUCACAGACAACCAAAGGCCACCAUCACAGACUACCAAAGGCCACCAUCACAGACAACCAAAGACCACCAUCACAGACAACCAAAGACCACGAUCACAGACAACCAAAGGCCACCAUCACAGACAACCAAAGGCCACCAUCACAGACUACCAAAGGCCACCAUCACAGACUACCAAAGGCCACCAUCACAGACAACCAAAGACCACCAUCACAGACAACCAAAGACCACGAUCACAGACGACCAAAGACCACCAUCACAUACGACCAAAGACCACCAUCACAGGUGACCAAAGGCCACCAUCACAGAUAA